Molecule: messenger RNA, 1446 nt
Organism: Mangifera indica (mango)
Lineage: Eukaryota; Viridiplantae; Streptophyta; Magnoliopsida; Sapindales; Anacardiaceae
Exons: 3
Coding region: 515-1303 (262 amino acids)
Source: RefSeq, a predicted model, not a curated record
UUAUCUUGCACACAGAAAUUGCACUGCAAGGAAAGUAUAAAAAGUGGGAGAAGAUGUGACCACAAAGAUUUGGAUCAGGCGUAAAGUCUUUGUGUUCCAUGUGAAGAUCUACAAGCCAGAAAAUUUUCAGGUACCCAUGAACCCUAAGCUUUUAUGGACUGCUUCUAUAUGAUAAGGGUCAUCCCAUGCUUUAAAUUCUUGGAGCCUAUUCCCACAGAUGAAUUGAUUAACAUAAAACCAAAAUGUACUUUAAGCCAAAGACGGCAAAAGCCAGUUGAACAUACAAAGAAUUGCUUAUAAUGAGCCAUUUCUCUGAUGAGAAAAGUAGCUUGAAGCUUGUGUGAAUACUUAAGAGGAAAGACCAGAACCUGGGAAUCUUAAGCCUUUAAGCAACCUUUGCUCCAAGCGAUUCUAUAAUUCUUUUGCUCUAAAUGGUGACAAACUUGAAACAACUCACAUUUGUCAUCAUCCUGUCGGGCCUGUAUAUGAAUUUUCUCUCUUUUUCUUUACUAAAAUGCCAAAAAGAAGAGCUGUUACACAUGCUGAUCUUGCGCCAAGUCCUCCUGGCACAGAGUUGGGUAGCAAAACUGGUAUUUCUCUCAUAGUAUUGACCAUUCUCUGUGGCUUAUGUUGCUUCAUUCUUUGUCUCAUAGCCGAAGCCACUCGUUCCCAGAUGACAUGGGAGAGCAAAGGGAGUGAAGGCAAAGAAAAUGAAUGUGUGUACAGUGGCAGCGGGAAGACCCCAUUGUUGUGCUCUGCAAUUGCAUUUGUUGGAUUGGCAGUGACCAUGGUGGUGGAGCAUAUGUACUUGUUGAUCGCCAUCAGCCAAUCGCCGCCUUUGGCAUUGGGUUCUUGGGAUACUGAUGCUUCCCCAGUCAAGAGUUUGACAUGGCAAGCAGGCUUUUUCUUUGUUACAACUUGGAUUUGCUUUGCCGUUGCAGAGAUUCUGUUGCUGAUUGGGUUAAGUAUAGAGUCAGGCCAUUUGAAGAACUGGUCUAGACCAAGACCAACUUGUCUAGUAAUCAAAGAAGGCUUGUUUUCUGCAGCUGGGGUUUUUGCAUUAUUGACAGUCUUCCUUGCAGCCGGUCUAUACUUGACGGCAUUGCGCACACAGAAAGUAUCCGAACAACACGAAAACGUGCGGCGAGAGGUUCUUGAGGCAUCUGCACUCUUUGUUUCUCCACCAGGAUCACCCCAACUCACCACCAUUCCAAGGGAGAAUCCAAUUCGCAGCAGAGAUAUCCAGCAGCAGCCCUCUUUGGCAUUUUCUUCAGCUUUUACCAAGCACUCAAAUGCAGUGUAAUCUGUAUAUAUAGCACCGAAGAAAUUCAUCAACCUCCAAUUUAUGCAAGUAAAAUGGAGAAACAAACAAACUGUACAAAUGAAUCAAACUGUUUUGUACAUAAUUUUUUAUUUAAUAUUGAGUGUUUCUUAAUUAUUUCCUGA